Molecule: messenger RNA, 1710 nt
Organism: Rosa chinensis
Lineage: Eukaryota; Viridiplantae; Streptophyta; Magnoliopsida; Rosales; Rosaceae
Product: F-box protein At1g70590
Exons: 5
Coding region: 124-1170 (348 amino acids)
Molecular function (GO): protein binding
Source: RefSeq, a predicted model, not a curated record
AGAAGUCUUUUCGGCUUUGUCGGUCCGCAAAAUCCGAAAAGCAAAUAAAAAGUAGUUGCUCACUCUUUUUCUCUCACAGAGACAGAGUCGAUCUCUCUCAUUCUCUCGCUCAGAUUAAACGGAAUGAGCAAGCAGACGACAUGCCCAGCUCGAUCCGACGGCUCUCGUUUCACGGCCUUGCCCUUACUCAAAACCAACGGCGGACGAAGCCGCCACCACAAGAGCAGCUUCUGGAAGCACAGCACCCGUACAGAGUCCACGUCAUCCUCCUCACGCUAUGAUUUCUCGGAUCUGCCUCAGGAACUGGUAGCCAAAAUCGGGGCCUCUCUCAGCUACCACAGCCUCAAAACGGCGUCGUUGGUCUGCAGGUCGUGGUGCGAGGCCCUCCGGCCGGCCAGGGAGGCCACGAAGUUCUUGACUUGGGGGAAGCAGUUCAAGCACGGCCGCGGCGAUUUCAAACCUAACGUCAACAAUGCUCUCAAGAUGUUCUUGAAGGCUGCCGAGCUUGGGUCCACGAAGGCGAUGGUCGAUGCCGGACUCAUAUUCUGGGAGAGAGGCGACAAGGAUAAGGCGUUUGGGUUGUACCGGGAAGCUGCCGAGGCCGGUGACCGGAAUGCGCAGGGCAAUUUGGGAAUGUGGUAUUUGCAAGUUGAACCUCCAAAUCCAAAGGAAGCUGUAAAGUGGUUAUAUCUUGCUUCUUUUCAGGGCCAUGUCCGAGCUCAAUACCAACUUGCAAUUUGUCUGUAUCAGGGACGUGGGGCAGAUCGUAACAUGAAAGAAGCGUUGCACGUUGAUUUCCUACAAAAAAUCAGCUGUUCGGCCAGGUGGUAUUUGAGAGCCGCAGAACGUGGUUAUGCGCGUGCUAUGUAUAAUGUAUCGCUGUGCUACAAGUAUGGGGAAGGGUUAGUGCAGAAUCAUCGCCAAGCAAGAAAGUGGAUGAAGUUGGCAGCUGAUCUUGGCCAUAGUAAAGCUCAAUACGAGCAUGGACUCACUCUCUUUUCGGAGCGUGAAAAGAUUACAGCUUUAGUGUACUUGGAACUUGCAACCCGAGCUGGGGAAAGAGCAGCAAUACAUAUCAAGGAUGUAAUUCGUGAACAGCUUUCACCAACUUCGCGGUAUAAUGCCAUGCUUUUAGUGGAGAAUUGGCGUGCUUUACCUUCAUCUUCCUGAAUUAUACUACUUAUGGUUUGUUCGUGGUAGCCCAUCAAUUCCCUGCCUCUUUGAUGCUUAGAUAUCUUCAUUUUGAUGAGUGAAUGAUAGCUUUGUUUUAUAUUGGAUAUGGAGAACUCUAUUCAUCUGUAUAUUUCUUCAAUGUUUUCGACUUAUAUACACUCUUGUACAACUUUAGCCUUGAUUGGUGGAGUGAUACUGUAGUUGAUAUGCAGUUUUUAAUUUAGCAUUAGCAUUGGAAGUUUGGAACGGCUUUUGAAAUGAUGCCAUAUUUUGGGAAGAGUAAUUCGUAAUGAUCUCAGCAUAUGGUGGCUCGCAGAUUUUUAUGGAGCAAAAUAUCGGUCAAUUGGCCAUAAAGUAUCCAAAAUUCAGUUCCCUGCUAUGGGGUCACUUUUGUAAUUGGAUAACCAGCACUGAAAACCGUCUUUACAUUGGAUGGUUUGGUGUUUUGAUGAUCCCUACUUUAUUGACUGCAACAUCUGUAUUUAUUAUUGCUUUCAUUGCUGCACCUCCGGUAGAUAUUGAUGGUAUUCGUGAACC